AGUGAUUAAAACACUACAUUUACAUCCUCUAUCCUCUAUAUGUGUUUAGGAGACUUUUGUGAAAUGUUUGUAUCGGAAAGAAUACGUUUUAAUUUGUAUUAUUUAGCCCUCACUUUGAAUACAACAUAUACAUUUCGCUACUAAAACUAAACUGUAGAUGGCAGCAACAGGCGAAGAUUGAAAAGGCACGAAGAAGAAUUUACCGGAAGUAGGAAAAGCGGGAGAUUGGAAAACAUAAACAACCUUUUUGCUGGUGUGAACUGACACUUAACAUUUGCCAAAAUGAUGAAGAAGGCGCCCAAGUUGAAAUCUAUAAUUAAAACUAAAACGAAGAGGAGCAUAAACGUGAGACCGACGUCAGAGGCGAUGAUUGAGCUCCUCACGCUGCUGUUUUUGAGCAGCCUGGCUGAUGAAGCGAAGGCCAGAGCUUUUGAGGAGAAAUCUGCAACGAUCAGAGCUCAUCAUGUCAGAGCAGUCGCCAAGAAAAUGCUGAAAAAAGCUCGGGGAUGAAGAUGGGGAAGUGUCAUCAUCAUUUGUGUGGACUUUUUUAAUGAUUGGCAGCAGCAAUAUUUUUGCUUUUUUUAUGAAAUAUUUUCCUCUGAAAUUAUCCUUUAUGUUCUAUCCCUUGUAUAUAUGUUUUUUUCUGUCAUGAGUUUUUUUGUUCUUUAUUAAAUUCUUGUGAAUCUUACAAUGGCUCAUAUU
Molecule: messenger RNA, 702 nt
Organism: Epinephelus fuscoguttatus (brown-marbled grouper)
Lineage: Eukaryota; Metazoa; Chordata; Actinopteri; Perciformes; Serranidae
Gene: cenpw
Product: centromere protein W
Exons: 3
Coding region: 283-510 (75 amino acids)
Biological process (GO): chromosome segregation; kinetochore assembly; mitotic cell cycle
Cellular component (GO): kinetochore; nucleoplasm
Molecular function (GO): protein heterodimerization activity; DNA binding
Source: RefSeq, a predicted model, not a curated record